AUGUUUGCAGAAGACCUGCUGAUCAUCAACCGCUUGCGGACCGAGGCUAUCAAUGUCCAGGAACCUCAUGUUAGUGGUGUGAGUCGCCUGGUUACGUACGCGGCGCAGUUGAAGUGGUUGGGAGGGAAAUUUCCGAUUGAUGUGCUCUCUCAAAAUAACUUACGCUUCGAACUGGCCAACAUCGUCUUCAACCUUGCAGCGCUCUACUCGCAACUCGCAUUCGCCGUCAACCGGACUACUGGAGAUGGACUCAAGCAGGCUUGCAAUUACCUCUGCCAGGCAGCCGGGGUGCUUCACCACCUACGCACCGAGAUCAUUCCGGAUCUGCGCACAUCACCGCCAGAAGAUAUGGACGAAAUGACGCUUCAGAGCCUAGAACAACUCCUCCUCGCCCAGGGCCAAGAAUGUUUCUGGCAAAAGGCCGUUAAAGAUGGUCUGAAGGACAUCUCCAUCGCGCGGCUGGCAGCCCAGGUCUCAGACUUCUAUGCAGACGCAGGCGAUUUCGCGGUCAAAUCUAAUGCUAUUAGCACGGAUUGGAUCCACCACAUGACAGCGAAACACCACCACUUCGCUGCGGCCGCGCAGUACCGGCAGUCGCUCGACUGUUUGGAAAAGCGCAAAUACGGCGAAGAAGUGGCGCGACUGCGUGAUAGCUUGAACUGCGUGAAUGAGGGGCUGAAGGAGUCGCGGUGGAUCAACCGUACAGUUUUGGGGGAUCUGAACGGGCUGAAAAGUCGCGUUGCGGAGGACUUGAAGCGCGCCGAGAAGGACAACGAUGUUAUCUACCUGAAUCCCGUGCCGCCCAAGUCUGAGCUGAAGAGCAUCGAUCGUGCUAGCAUGGUCGCUUCCAAGGCUCCCUCGCAGGUUACGGACGCGAUUUCGAUGCUGGGCGAGAAGGGACCGCUGGGGCAGCCGCUUUUCGCGAAGCUGGUGCCGUAUGCGGUUCAUAUUGCGGCUAGUAUCUAUUCUGAUCGCCGGGAUCGCUUGGUUAAUGAGACACUCGUUGCGGAAUUGGAGUCUAUGACUGAUAAGCUCAGAGAUCUUUUGUCGUCGUUAAAUCUUCCGGGAUCGCUGCAAGCUCUUGAAAAGCCUCUCGGCCUGCCACCGACACUGGUUUCUCAUGCCGAGGAAAUGCGGCAGCAAGAUGGACUCAACCGUCUCCGUCAGUCUGUGGAGGAUACGGCUCGGGUGAAAUCCAAUGACCGGACAGUCUAUAACGAAGGUGUUGAAUUGCUGGCAGCCGAAAAGGCAGAGGACAACGCGGCGCGUAGGAAAUACGGUACGGAUAGGUGGUCGCGCGCACCGUCUGAGGAAGCUGCCUCGAAGAUUUACACCACCUCCAUUGAGAUCAGCGGCUAUUUUGCGUCUGCGCAGAGCAGUGAUGAUCUCGUCGAGCGGAAGUUUCAAGACUACGAGUCCGUAUUCCGGGUGCUUACUGGGUCGAACCGUGAUCUGGAGUCGUAUGUGCCUAGCAGUCGGCGAGCUGCUAUUCCACACGAGCUCGAACGUGAAUCUAUCCGGCUGCGCAGCUGCUUGAACGAAGUGAGCCGCAUGGAGAACCGGCGUCGACGACGGAUCCAGACGCUGAAAGACAAGGCUCAGGCGGAUGAUAUCCAUCCGGCUCUCAUCAAAGAAACGGCGCGACUCGAGCGCGAAUUCCCGAUGCAACCGAUCCAAGCAGGUCAAUUCGAAGACCUCUUCGAGCAAAAGCUGCGGCUGUACGACUCGGACCGCGACAUGCUCGCCCAGGAAUGGAAAGACCAGGAGGAAAUAUCAGGACAAGUGCGUGAGGCGAACCGGAAUUUCACCCGCGCUCAUAAGGGAGACGCCUCGAUGAAGGAGCGCGAGACCGCACUCCAGGAAUUGGAGAAUGGGUAUCUGAAGUACAAGGAGAUUAUUUCGAAUCUGGAGGUUGGGAGGAAAUUUUAUAACGAUCUGGCCAAGAUUGUGGGCCGGUUUCGAGAUGAUGCGAAGACUUUUGUUCAUCAGCGUCGGAUGGAGGCGAGUCAGUUGGAAGCAGACAUCACCAAUGUCGCAGCCAUGUCCUCGCUGCAUAUCACCCAGCCUCAACUUCGCCAACAACCACAAUCCCAGCAACACCAACCGCAUAACACCCACGCUCACCAAUACCAACCUACUCAACCGCCACCACCAUCUCAGCCCAUGCCUCAAGUCCACCACCAUGUUCACCGGCCAUCCGACGCCAGCGAACCCCUAACAGCACCACAACCAAUGCGCGCCCCCGCCCCACCACCCGCCGUGUCUGCUGCCCCGGGCGUAUGGUCCCCCGAAAUGGGCAUUCGAUUUUCAUCUGCUGGAGUGCCUCCUGGUGCGACUCCUACAAAAAGCACUACCGGGUCGGGUCAGGGUCAGGGUCAACCUGGCCGUGGUCGUGCGCUGCCCGGGACGUGGGAUCCUUCGCAAGGUUUGCGGUUUUCUUGA
Molecule: messenger RNA, 2442 nt
Organism: Penicillium lagena
Lineage: Eukaryota; Fungi; Ascomycota; Eurotiomycetes; Eurotiales; Aspergillaceae
Product: putative pH signal transduction protein PalA
Exons: 5
Coding region: 1-2442 (813 amino acids)
Cellular component (GO): endosome
Molecular function (GO): protein binding
Source: RefSeq, a predicted model, not a curated record